Molecule: messenger RNA, 5516 nt
Organism: Rhineura floridana
Lineage: Eukaryota; Metazoa; Chordata; Lepidosauria; Squamata; Rhineuridae
Gene: PPP6R1
Product: protein phosphatase 6 regulatory subunit 1
Exons: 24
Coding region: 211-2811 (866 amino acids)
Cellular component (GO): cytosol; nucleus
Molecular function (GO): protein phosphatase regulator activity; protein phosphatase binding
Source: RefSeq, a predicted model, not a curated record
GUGAGAGAAAGAAAAAAAAGAGGCAAAGCGAGUGAAAGAGGUGCCCCUCCCGCGAGCGAAGAAGGGGCAGGAAGGAGGGGCUCGAGCCCGCCUGGUGAUAUAAAGGAAGCAGAUCGGAAAGAGCUGUGCCAUCUUCAUUAACAUUCUUGCAGAAUCUAUGAUGGAGGCAAUACAACAACAUUAGCAGAGCUGGAGAUAACUUUGCAAGCCAUGUUCUGGAAGUUUGACCUCCACACGACCUCUCAUAUUGACACCCUCUUGGAGCGUGGCAACGUGACCCUCUUUGAACUUCUGGAUGAGGAGGAUGUGCUGCAGGAAUGCAAGGUGGUCAACCGCAAGCUGGUGGACUUCCUGGUUCAGCCUGAGCACAUGGAAGCACUGGUCACCUGCGUGACAGAGGAGCCCCCUGGAGACGUGGAUGAGAGAGUACGCUACAAGUACCCAAGUGUGUCAUGUGAGAUUCUGACGUCAGACGUCACACAGAUAAACGACGCAUUGGGUGAGGACGAGUCUCUCUUGCGGCGCCUCUACAGCUUCCUUCAAACUGGCGGUAUCCUCAACCCGCUGCUGGCUAGCUUCUUCAGCAAGGUCAUGGGGAUUCUUAUCAACCGCAAGACUGAUCAGAUAGUUGCCUUCCUGCGCAAGAAAGAUGAUUUUGUCAACCUGCUGCUACUCCACAUCGGUACCUCUGCCAUCAUGGACCUCCUGUUGCGGCUCCUCACCUGUGUGGAGCAGCCACAGCUCAGACAAGAUGUGUUCAAUUGGCUUAAUGAGGAGAAGAUUGUGCAGAGGCUCAUUGGGAUGAUCGACCCUUCAAAAGAUGACAAUCAACAUUCCAAUGCUUCACAGUCCUUGUGUGACAUUAUCCGGCUGAGCCGUGAGCAGAUGAUCCAAAUCCAGGACAGUCCUGAGCCUGACCAGCUACUGGCCACACUAGAGAAGCAGGAGACGAUUGAGCAGCUGCUAAGCAAUAUGCUGGAUGGAGAACGGAGUGAGUCCGUCAUCGUCAAUGGGAUCCAGGUCUUGCUGACCCUGCUGGAGCCGCGCAGACCCAGGACAGAGCUGGGCGGCAUGGGGGGCUUUUACUGCAACCUGGAGGGGCAGAUGGAGAUGACUGGGCCCAGCUGUGAAGUGGCUUCAAGCCAGGCCAGUCUGGACACUCUGCUUGCCAUCAAACAGCGUCUCAGGGAGCUUCACCAGCUGCUCCUCGACCCACCAAAGAAAGAAUCCCUACAGACAACAUGGGGGAUCCUGGACCCUCCUUUGGGAAACACGCGCCUUCACGUGGUGAAGCUGCUGGCCAGCUCACUGGGCACCAACAAUGCAGCACUGCAGGAUGAGAUUAUAGAGCUGGGGGCCCUUGACACAAUGCUGGACCUCUACUUUAAGUACACAUACAACAACUUCUUGCACGCUCAGGUGGAGGCCUGCCUUAGUAAUGUUUUCACUUCCCAUGCUGGGAAUGAGACCAUUGAGAACCACUCAGAGCCCCUCCCAGACAACCCUGUCAUCCAACAUUUGCUGCAGAAAUGUCGUUUAAUCCAAAGAAUCUUGUCUGCCUGGGAAGAAAAUGAGCACUCGCAGUCGGAUGGGGGCAGACGCAAGGGCUACAUGGGGCACCUUACGCGCAUUGCCAAUGCCUUAGCUCAAGCCUUGGAGAAGUGGCCCCACUCCACCCUUAUCAAGCAGCUCUUGAAAGAGCUGCCUGAGGAGGAACAGGAACAGUGGGAGACGUUUGUCUCGGGUCCCUUGUCAGAGACUAACAAGAAGAACACUGUGGAUCUCGUUAACAUGCACAAUCUCCACUCGUCAAGCGAUGAUGAUGAGAACGACCUCAAGGAGUUCAACUUCCCUCAGGAGGCUGUCCUGCAGCAGGCCUUUGUAGAUUACCAGCUGCAGCAGAUGACUUCAGCGUUCAUUGACCACUUUGGCUUUAAUGAUGAAGAAUUUGGCGAGCAGGAAGAGAAUGUCAACGCCCCCUUUGACAAGACGGCCAACAUCACCUUCUCCUUGAAUGCUGAUGAUGACAGCCCCAAUUCCAACCUCUUUGACAUCUGCUACAAAGAGCGCAUCCAGCAGUUUGACGAUGAUGAAGAGGCUGACGGUUCCGAUGGGGAGGACAUCUGGCAGGAGAAGGAGGCUGCUGUCUCUUCCAGUACGGCCCAGCCUGCCGCAGUCAGAAGUCUUGGCAGCACAGAUAGUGAAGAGAGCGAGGACUCGGAAGAGGGAGAAGGAGGCGAAGAGGAAGAUCCUGGCGGGGGAGACGGAGAUGCCACCCAUAUCAGCAAUGGCUGUGGUGAACAAAUGGAGGCAGAGAGAACAUUAGGAGACCCCAAUUGGACAGACAGUCCCUCUGAUCCUUCUUCAGUAUCUAUGGUGUCCUCGCAGCCUGUAGCAGCUGACACAGGAGCAGCAGUGUGGGAUCGUCCCAACUCCGAUGACUCCUGCCCCACCACCACAGAUAAAAACUGGGCCUCAUUUACAGAACCCCAUAUACAGCAAGAGAGGCCCCCCAAAGCACUUGUGGACCCUGCUUCCCCUGCAACCCUCCCUCAGGAAGUGACGCAAAGCAAUGUAUCUCCAGCAGGAGCAGCCUGUAGUGUUCAACAGGAACCUCCUACCCCAGACACAGGCCCCCCAGAAGGCGGUGACCCAUCAAAUCCCACCACCAUAACAACAGUAGCCAGCACAGUAGAAACUCCCCCAUCUACCUCUGAUUCCGCCCAACCUCUCCAGGGGACAACAGAGACUCCACAACCUGAGCACAGCUCCCAACAGACAGAAGAGCAGCAGCAACCGGCAGCCAGAUAAAGCCUCUCCGUGGGUCUCGUCACUGGGGAAGGCCCACAGCUGCUUGUUGGAUCAAGUCCAUUUUGCCAGGGAUUGUCCCCAUUACUUCCGGUGCCUUCACCCCUGUGGGCAAGUGGGGGGCAGAAGAGAAAGCAGCAAGGGCAAUGAAAGAGCCCAGCCUCUCUCCUUAUCCCACCCCGAGCAACCACUGAAGAAAUCAGGACCUGGUACUGAUGAGCACCUGCGGGAGAAAUGGAUGUGCGUACAAGGGCAAAAGCAUCUUCCUCCUUCUGGCACGUUGGUUGGCGAAUCCCAAGAAGACUGCCCCCCCCCCAGGAAUUGGGGAGGAAGGAGAUAUCUGUCUCUCCUCCUUUGACACAAUGCCUCUUCCCCUGCAAUUCCAAACCUCCCCCUCUCAAUAUGCAUACAUACACAGUGCUGCACUGAUGAGCAAACCUUGUCUAUUUUGAUGCAAUUAAAUUUGAUGCUUAUAUCGUAUUGGAGGUCUUCUAAUGGGGUGACACCGAACAGAGCAGGGAGAAAACAGUCAAGCAACAAUGUCUUUCUCAGCCAUUUGUGUGGGCUCCUCCACCAUCUGACAGCCACACCUGCAAGCACAAUUCUGCCACAUCUUCCCUUUUCCCCUCCCUUUGACCCCCUGGCCAUCUGUCUCCAAAUUUGGUCACGGUGGCAGGUGGCAUUAGCAUAGCACAGGGUAAAAAGGAUCAGGAGUUUGCUUCAGAAGGUCCUGAUGGACUUUGCUGAGGACCGCUGCCUUGAGCCAUGGGGUUGGGAAGAGCAGUGAAGGAUGUGGGAUUGUGCGAUAGGUGCCAGGUCCAUAUGAAAUGUCCUUUCCAUGUUGGGAUGAAAUAAUGAUAGUUUUGCAUCUUGCAUGCACCCAGUCCUCCAUUUGAAGCUAAUAUCCAAGAGAGAGCAGAGGGGUGUCUUGGAGAGGAAGGCAGAGCAAGCCUUGCUUGUCUCCUGCAUGAAAACAGUUGCUUCUCACCCUCAGGAUUGCCCCUGCCACCUGGUGGUCUUCAACCAAUAUACUCAGUGAGGUUUUUUAAGAGUGGGUCAUGUCUCCACCCCUGUGAAAUCAGGAAUGACCCUUCCAAACGUUUCCAUCAUUUGAUUGUCCCUGCCCUCAACAUAUGUUCACUAGCUCACUGGGAUUUAAGCUUGAGCUCAUCCUGUUCUCCCAGUGGAUUCUGCCUUCCCCAUCCACUUUUUCCAGUGCUGUUUGUUUUGUUGUCACUAUUAAAGAGCUCAGUAGGAAGUCCACCACCUGUCUCACAGAUCCAAGCAACAGCUACAUUGGCAUUGGGGGGGAGAAGUAUGCUAGUCUGUCACGGCAUCCUCCCUCUCAUGACAAUUGUUUUUGGAAAGGGCGUGGGAGGAGGGUAGUUACCUUUCUGUCAGUGGUAUGUACCAGUUGGUCCUGGAAACGAUCCCUAGCAUUAAGUGGCACGUCUGUGAUUUGGGAAACUGCACCAAUGGGAAUGGCAGGGAGUUUGGCAGUUCUGCAUCAGUUAAUAUUGACAGGCUUGUCCUCCAAUUUCAGCAUUGCUGAUAAUGGGGACCAACUGCACUUUAACAGAUAAGAUUUGAUGGCUAAAUUUUGGCCUGCUCACUCUCUUCAACUGCAGAAAGUAUGCCAAACCCUGGAUCAAAAUACUGAAUUCUUUUCCCUCAAGGGCCAUCAGAAAUGGGGAGGACUUCCAUCUCUGGGGUUAUGUUGUAAAAAGAAGAGGAAUUCAUUACACAGGCCUGCAGUACAGCCUAGAAAUGUACCCUUGGACCCCUGUAUAUCCCCCCUGCAUCCCUGAAUCUGAGUUGUGUGGGGUUGUGUUUCUUUAAAACUCAAAACCCAAUUUUCCUGAUUCUUCAGAGUUCUGGCACUCUCGAGUCCUCCAUUCAUCAUACACAAGACUGAAAUGACUCCAGUAGAGUGCCCAGGGAGCCUGUCUUGCAGCCUCACUUCUCUGUAAUACUUUCUCCAAAGAGAAUUCCCCCUGCCCUGGCUGUCUGCAAAAAGUUACUGUCCCUUGAAGGCCAAGGAGCUCUCAUGCCCUGCCCUCCUGUUCUUAACCCCACCAGAUCGACUCCUCUCUUGGGGCUUCUAGAAACAGAAUUCUCCACCAAAGGUCCCAGAAUUACUGCUUUUUCUCUUCUUCUGGCCUCCCACCCAGCUCCUGACAUGUUUUGGACUUUCUUUAGCUCUUUUUUAUAGUGUUUAAAGAAAAAAUCACUGCCUCAUCCUUGCCUCUGACUACAGGAUCAGGACUAGAGCAUUGCAAAGGUUCAGCCAAGAAUGCCUUGAGAUUUGGAGGGUACGUAAUACCAGUGCCUGUGGGUCUUGGUGCGUGUGCGGGGGAGAGGGUGGCAAGAAAAUCUAAUACCAAGGUUUGUUGAGGUUAGCUUUGGAACAUCGUGGGUGGUAGGAAGAGAAGUCACAGUGGGGGAUAUUUCCCUUGCAUAAGACUAAAACACUCUUCACUCCACCUCUUUACUUCCAGGUGGUCAGUAAACUUGUACUCCCUCCUGUCUCUCCCUUUCCUCUUCCCCACCCCAAUAUAAGUGGCAAUAUUUCUUGAAGCUCUUAAACCACAAAGGACAGAAGUGGCCUUUCGCAUUCUCUGCGUCAUGCCAUGUCAGUAAUUUUUUUUCUUUUUCCCUGUGUGUAUGUGUGUGUUCUGUUUGAAUAAAGAGAUUCUAUGGCCGUAAUA